AUGUCCGUCACCAACUGUAUGGUCCAGUUUUAUCUGCUCUGUGUCCCGACCAUAGCCCAGAGUCUGCUCCUAGCGGCCAUGUCCUUCGAUCGCUACGCCGCCAUUUGCAAUCCGCUCCAUUACAUGUCUGUCAUGACUUUCAAACUGCAGCUUUACAUUGCCGCCUACUGUUGGGCCUCCGGGGUUCUGACCGCCCUUCUUGCCUUUGCCUUUUUACACCCAUUGGUGUUUUGUUUGGCCAACGUUAUCAACCAUUUCUACUGUGACAUUGCACCCAUCAUCGAGCUCUCCUGCUCCGAUACCUCCAUAGUGGAACUGGUUGUCUCCCUGGAUUCCAUGUUUGUCUUCUUUUCUCCAUUCGUCUUCAUUAUUGGCACCUAUGUCUCCAUUCUCCGAACCAUUCUCCGAAUCCCGUCAGGUUGUGGGAGGCAAAAAGCUUUUUCUACCUGCAGCAGCCACUUGUCUGUCGUGUUUGUGUAUUACGGCACAUUGACCGCCAUUUACCUUUAUUCACCCGGGAAACAUUCACUAAACGCAAAUAAGUUUCUCUCCUUACUGUACAUUGUGGUGACCCCAUUGUUCAACCCCAUCAUCUACAGCCUGAGAAACCAGGACAUCAAAAGAGCCAUACGGAAAUGUGUCCUUGGGAAGGUCACGGGAUUCACUUAG
Xenopus tropicalis (tropical clawed frog) is the source of this 669-nucleotide messenger RNA. It is a transcript of the gene or16d7, whose product is annotated as olfactory receptor family 16 subfamily D member 7. Gene Ontology annotation, biological process: G protein-coupled receptor signaling pathway; signal transduction. Gene Ontology annotation, cellular component: plasma membrane; membrane. The transcript has a single exon. The record is from RefSeq and is a predicted model, not a curated record. Gene Ontology annotation, molecular function: olfactory receptor activity; G protein-coupled receptor activity. Bases 1 to 669 code for a protein of 222 amino acids. NCBI's taxonomy places the organism in Eukaryota, Metazoa, Chordata, Amphibia, Anura, Pipidae.